Molecule: messenger RNA, 11553 nt
Organism: Athene cunicularia (burrowing owl)
Lineage: Eukaryota; Metazoa; Chordata; Aves; Strigiformes; Strigidae
Product: guanine nucleotide-binding protein G(q) subunit alpha-like
Exons: 8
Coding region: 1-1041 (346 amino acids)
Biological process (GO): phospholipase C-activating dopamine receptor signaling pathway; action potential; adenylate cyclase-modulating G protein-coupled receptor signaling pathway
Cellular component (GO): heterotrimeric G-protein complex
Molecular function (GO): G-protein beta/gamma-subunit complex binding; GTPase activity; guanyl nucleotide binding
Source: RefSeq, a predicted model, not a curated record
AUGGUCAGAUUUCAGAAGUGUAAAGAUCUCGCCUUCGUUUCUGAUGAACUUGGAGACAGGCAGUGGCUAAAGCGUAUACUUCUUAUUUGUCUUGCAGGCACAGGAGAGAGUGGCAAAAGCACGUUUAUCAAGCAGAUGAGAAUCAUUCAUGGAUCAGGUUACUCUGAUGAAGACAAAAGGGGUUUUACAAAACUGGUGUACCAGAAUAUAUUUACAGCAAUGCAGGCCAUGAUCAGAGCCAUGGAUACCCUCAAAAUCCCAUACAAGUAUGAACAUAACAAGGCUCAUGCACAAUUAGUUCGAGAAGUUGAUGUAGAGAAGGUGUCAACUUUUGAGAACCCCUAUGUAGAUGCAAUAAGAAGCUUAUGGAAUGACCCUGGAAUUCAGGAGUGUUAUGACAGACGACGGGAGUAUCAGUUAUCAGAUUCAACAAAAUACUAUCUUAACGACUUGGACCGCAUAGCAGAUUCCACUUAUCUGCCAACUCAGCAGGAUGUGCUCAGAGUUCGAGUCCCAACAACAGGGAUCAUUGAAUAUCCAUUUGACUUACAAAGCGUCAUUUUCAGAAUGGUGGAUGUAGGAGGCCAACGAUCAGAAAGAAGAAAAUGGAUACAUUGCUUUGAAAAUGUCACAUCUAUCAUGUUCCUAGUAGCUCUUAGUGAAUAUGAUCAAGUGCUUGUGGAGUCAGACAAUGAGAAUCGAAUGGAAGAAAGCAAAGCACUCUUCAGAACAAUUAUCACAUAUCCAUGGUUCCAGAACUCUUCAGUCAUUCUGUUCUUAAAUAAAAAAGAUCUCUUAGAGGAGAAAAUUAUGUACUCCCAUCUAGUUGAUUAUUUUCCAGAGUAUGAUGGACCACAACGGGAUGCACAAGCAGCACGAGAGUUCAUCCUGAAGAUGUUCGUAGACCUGAAUCCAGACAGUGACAAAAUUAUCUACUCCCACUUCACAUGCGCUACAGACACAGAGAAUAUCCGCUUCGUCUUUGCUGCUGUCAAGGACACAAUCCUACAGUUAAACCUGAAGGAGUACAACCUGGUCUAACUGUGCCUAGGAGGCCCUCCAAAACCAAUUUUGCGUGAUUGAAGAUAUACAAGAGGGACUGUAUUAUCUGUGAAAACAAUUUGCAUAAUACUAAUUUAUUGCUGGCCUGGACUCUGUGAAUGUCCACAGAGUUUGUAGUUAAUAUUAUGAUUUUAUUUAAACUAUAUGGAGGAAAAACAAAAGAUGCUGAAGUACAUUCACAGCACAUUUCCUCAUUUUUUAGGCAAAACCUUGUGACUCAGUGUGUUUUAAAUUCUCAGUCAUACAUUUACAAAGGAUAGCAAUUUUUUGCUAUUGAAGCAAAGUCAAGCUGGUUUCCUCUUUCCCUGAUCCUUUCCCUCUGAUUCCUUCCCCUCCCUCCUUACCUCUUACAAGGUACAAUGGCCUUUUUUUUCCCAGUUGCAUUCAUGGGUGAAAUACUCUCUGUUCAGUGAUUUGGUCAGGAAAAUACUAUCAUCAAAAUUUAAGUCAUCAGUCGUUCAAAUUUUACAGUAUGUACUUUCUCUAAAGGAUCAAAAGUAUUGAUACUGUGGUUUUUAAAUUUUUGACAUGGGUGUCUUCAUUCUGUCUUCGCUUUUGAGACUAUUGGGAGUGCAAAAUAGAAUUACAGUUGUCUAAGGAUAUUAAAUUUAACCGUAUUUUCACAGUUUGGAAAAGUGUACAGAAGGCAGUAAUGAAAUAAUUUAAGACACAACCUGGGAUGUAUAUGGAAUAUGUUAGAAUCUCUUUUUAAUUGCCAUGUGCCAUUUUUUUCCUCUUCUUUUAUUCACAAAUGCCAAAAAGAAAUGUCACAGACACUACAUUUUCCCCAGUGGCUACAGCCUGAAACAGUGGGGUUUUUUCUUCAGUUGUGUAGGGGCUUUUCUUAAGUUAGAGCAUUUUUAAGUGUUCUUUUUCCACAGUAGAAAAAUUUUUAUUGUAUAAAAUUGAUCUUGCCAAAUCUGGCUUUUUAUAAAACCAAUGCUCUUGAAACAUAAGAUACCGAUUGAAAUGCCAAACUGAUGGGUUGGGAACUGACCUGAUUGAGUCAACUGCCAAAUGAUAAACAAACACAGCUUCAACAUAUGUUCCCUUUUUAGAAAGUGUUCCAUUUUCUAAUGCCAAAACCAACAGUGUGAGUAAAUAUGCUGCGAGGUGCACCAUGCACAUGCAUGUGGUCUACUAAUUUAAAGACAGUUUUAAAUCUCUCCUUAUGUUAGAUACAGUAUGAGAUUGUCUUCUGUAACAAUAUCAAGGCACCUUUAGUUGUGUAACAAAUUACUGAUGGGAUCAUGUUCAGGAACCUUUCUUGAUAAAGUUGUUAACUGAUUCACAUACAUUUGAUAGGCUUUCAUGCCAAAUAGCCUCUCUCAAUGUUCUUUAGAAAAAAUUUAUUAAUGUAAAUGAAACAGUGAGAAAAUCAUUCUUGAAAUUCAAAUGUGCAAUUUUUAAACAACAAAAAUACAGCACACAUUGUUGAGCCUUUAUUCUGCAGCUUGGGUUGAAAGGUGUUUUUUAACCAGGUGCAUGAUUGCUAGCAAGCUAUAGAAAACUCAGAGUUCAGACACAUAGUUGGAUUGAUUAUCUGCAGUGCCAAGUAGCACUCGAGUGCACUUAACACUGAAAUUGCUGCCUCAUAGCAGUGGAUGGGAGGUGGAAAAAAGAAUGGCUUAUUAGUUAAUUACCAAAGUUAACAAUUAAUAAUAAUGAGGCGUUUUUCAUCCUUAAACCUCCCAACUUCAAAACAACAGUAAUAAGAACAGUUGCUAUUUUUUGCUCCCUCUUAAAACACCUUGUAAUUUAAAACUGUUUGUAGGUAUAGUGCAAUUAUGAAUGCUAUAAUCAUUGUACAUACAUCUAUAUAUAUAUAUAUGGCAGCAUCCAUAUUGGCUUUGUAAUCAUUAAUUUUUGGCAAAUUGAAUGUGCUGUAUUGAUAUGUAUCUAUGUAAUUGUAUUGUAUGUCUUAUAGCUAAUUCACAUUUUAAAUAAUGUUAUUUUAUUUACUUUUUUAAGAGAGAAGAAUGUAAAUUUUGUCAGUUUAUUUCUGACUAGGGAUUUGUUGGUUUUUAUUUACAAAACAAAAAAAACUACUAUAGUACAGAGUGGUACUAGCGUUGUGCUGUAUAAAAUCAUUUGCACAUUCCUGAGUAUAAGUAAAUUGGAGAUGCCCAAACAGAGGCCAUUCACAUUCAAAAUAAUGCUUAAAUCUUGUCAGGGCUUUAUACAGGUGUAGAAACCAGUCUUAUUUGAAGAACUUAUACCGAUGUAUUUAGGAUUGGAACGUAAGCUUUUAAAUACAAAUUUAAUUUAUAUUUGGUAGAUUCGUAUUAGAUUACUUUUACUUUUCUAAUAGUCUUUAUUAGAAAAGUAAAUUUAGAGAUAUUUCAAACCAUUGUACAUAAGUACUAAUGAGUAUAUACACUCUUGCCCUAAAAAUACCAUGAAAAAAUACAGAACAUGAGGUCAGUUAAAGUCUUUCAGAAACCUCAGAAAAUUUAGAUAGAACAACAACCAAAAGUCACUAUUAUAUCAAUGAUUUUAAGGAGCUAAAGCAUUUUAUUUUACAAAGCUAAAGCAGGUAGAUCUAGGUUAUAAAAAGUAACACUGACAUUCUGAAUAGGGGAUCAGAGCAGUGACUCUUACAUACAGAAUAAUAAAAUUGGUCCUUAUUUUGCUAUAAAUGCAACGGAGCUUCUGUUUUCACAGUUCCACUGUUGGUAAUAUCCCUUCUUUUAACCUGGGAAUACAUUGCCCACACUGGAUUCAGUGCUGUCAAUGGAACUGUAGCCAAAAAGAAAAACAGACAGUGGUGUCUAGCAAAGUUUGGGGUUGGUUUGGGGUUUUUUAGUUUGUUUUGUUUUCUUAUGGGAUAUUGGGUGGGGGAGAAGGAAAUGUUUUGAGUUUUGUAUAAAAACAAAAGUUUACUCAUGCUUUACAGUUAUAUUGUGAUUGCAAAAGUUUUCAAGAAAUGUGUGCCACUGGGAUACUUCUGGUUUAUUUUAGGUAAGUUGAACCUGUGGCAGUGUUCAGAUCAUUUGAGCAUGUUCUGAAAAAAAAUAGUAUUUGGCAUGCCAAGGCAAGCUUUACACAAGUCACCUAACACAGUAUUGCAGUGUGACAGUUUGCAAAAACAUUUCCUUUUUAAAUGACACAGCUGUUCCCACUUGCAGUAUAUUCUCUUGUGGUACUGGUGGUAUUGUUGUUGCUGUUGUUCUAAUUGGUGGUUUCUACUAUGCCUUAUAGUUCUUGAGUCCAGAAGUUUGUGCCUCUAACUUGAAACUGAAGGCAAAACCAUCAAGACAGAAGCCCUUUUAACUUUGCCAAAAUUAUGUGAUUUCUUUGAAUGUCAUAAAUGAGGGAGGAGGGAAGAAAAACGUCUUGGGAACCUGUGUAUUCUAGAUGUUCACUAGCGCAAGAAAGGUGUAGUAUGUGUUUUGCAGAAACCUUAAACUUGCCUUUUUCACAAAUUAACUGGCACUGUCCUUACAUGUAUAGGAUGAUGCAGCUAUAAGGGCAGUUUACUUUUUAUAAUUCAGACACUUUUGAUUGUCAAGGUGUAUGAACUGUAAUUUCUAAUCAUACUGCCACAUAAUUGUGAAUCACUUUUUUAAGUUUGAAAGUGGAGACUUUUUAUGCUGGAUAUCAGUCAGAAUUGACUGCAUGAUUUGCAAAAACUAAUGGGGGGAAAAGGGCUGCAUAUAAAGACAUCACUAGACUCCCAGGCUUUGGUUGUAAGGUGCAGAAGACUUCCAGAUAAAUCAACCUUAUGACCCAUUCCUUGUCAUACAUUCUUCACAAAAGAAUGAAAUAUUAGGAGGAAAAAAAAAAGACGUUAGCCCACAUGAAAAAAAAAUCUAGCCAAUUAAUUUAUUAUAUGUGCUGCUGUUCCUGGAGUUCUGUGCAUGGUUAUCCUGUAGACUAUUACAUUAGUGAAAUAAUGAAGCGUGCACAGCAUAUUAACAAGGCCUACAAAUGACCUACCUCUAGCUAAGAGACCAGUAAAGUAAAUAUGUUUUGAAGAGACUGUCCUAAGUUAGGAAAUUCAAGUGUCCUGGUGUAGGUAAUCAACUGUGGUAUUUUAGAAAUUCACAUUUUUGUAAAUACGGUCCCUCUUUUGACAUAAACCAUAAAUUCUGAGAUUUUAAUAUGUAUUAAACUACUAAAGCCAUUUGUCCCUGUCCAGUUUGUUAGUUUAGUAGACGUUUUGCUGAAUCAUACAUUUAGUUUGAGGAGCUACUGAUAUUUCCUUAUUUUUUGGCUUCUGGUUAUCCAUAAUAUUUUGAGUUGUUACCAGUCAACCAGGAACAUUUCUAUGUAGUCAACAAUACAUUGAGGGUCACUAUUUGCUAGUUAAAGGGAUUUUACUGUAAGUUUCACUCAAGCUUUUUCACAGUAGCCAUGCUACAGGAAAGAAAGGAAUAGAGGGAGUUUUUGAAGGUAGUGUGAAAAAUAUAAAUUCAGCCAGAUCAAUCUUACUGUAAAUCUGUGGUUAGGUUUUUUUCUCUCAAAAUAGAGUCUAAACUGAAGUCUGUUGCUGGAUUCCUCAUUUACCAUGCUACAGGAAAUCCUUAUUUGACUUUUUUUUUUUUUGAGGGGGAUUGUCUGAUACAUUUUUAAACUUGCAGUAUUUAAAAAUAAAGAUCAUAUUUGCUGUUCUUAAAGUGUCAUUUAAAUGCAUGUAUUCUGUGUUGUUUGAGGGACAGAAAUAGUUUUUUUGAAAAAAAAAAAACUAAUAUUGUACAGUUACUGUCCCUCAAAAAUGUUGCUGGUUAAAAAUACAAUAUUUUUGGCCAUAACUUCGUACUAUAGUAUCGUCAUUCAUUGAAAUUUAGCUUUUCUGAAAUAUUAUUUGGGUUUAUUGUUCUCCCAAAGUGCUGCUGCUUAUGAUAAAUGUUGGAUAGAUGUAUUAAUCCAUUAUUACUUUUUAAUUACAUGUGCUCUAUUGGCAUUGUCUAAAUGUUAAAAUUUCCAGAAUGUCUUUAUUACAGCCAGACCAUUCAAAACAUUUAAGGUUUGUUACAGUGGAGACAGUCAUUUGAACCGUGUUUUUUUUGAAAGGGUUUUUUUCGUCUUGCGUACAAUGGAAACUUGGAAGCAUGGGGGCAAAGAAAUAUUCUAUAUCUCACUAACAGAAAACUUUCAGAAUUUGUAGAUGCUGAGGUGAAUUUUUUAAGCAUUUUGGCUGAUUGCAGUAGCACUGCAAGAGCAGACUUUCUUUGAUCUUUUUUGUUUGCAUGUGUGAUGAUAGGAAUAAUGUAAAGAUGCCCAUGUGUUGCUUUUCAGAAGUCUGGCUCAUGUCUGCUCAACAAUCAGUAGACCUCAAAUCUUCAUUACUGAAGAAAUAGUAUUUCAGGCCAGUUGCAAAAAUUUUAUUCUGUUAUGUGAUCACAACAGUUGAAGUGAGAUUCUUGAAGUCUAAACAGUUUGCCUAAGCAAGGACUUGAGUGAAUGGCUCCUGAUUUUUCUUUCCUCUUACAGAAUGUAAGGGAGAGGGAUCAGUGGGAAAGGAUUUAUUUUAUCUUCAUGUCACAGUGAAGAUAACGUCAACCAAAAUACAGUGUAAGUGGUGAUCUUUAGAUAUGUGAAAUAGAUGUAGUGUAUAUCUGUGUAAUAAAUUGUGCAUAGUUGUGAUAAAACCUCACAUCACAUACUUUGAUCUUAUCACCCAAUUGCCAGGUGCUUUGUAGGAUACUGUCUCAAACACCUAAGAGUUCCAGAGUAUUUGUAGACUGCCACAAAAUACACAGUUGCCAGCUCCUCAGGAACACGUCUAUUAUCAGUAUCUGGUAUCAAGGCAGCUGACCCCUUUUCAGAGCUCAUUGCUACCGAAAGAAACUACACUCAAAGACCACCUCAGUUCCUGGUUCUCAGCUGCAUGGGGUUUUUCCGUUCCCUUAUGUCAACUCUGCCACUUAGCCUGCCUGUAAACUUGUUGAAAAACCCCACUCAUUUUUCCUCUUGCUUGGCUGAUUUAGCAGUCUAAUUUUGAGACAUUUUCAGACAAUUUCCUAAUCAACAGUUCAGACAAGUGCUAAACUGACUUAAGUGGAGGAGGUAGAAUUGUGUGGCCAAAAUGUUUAAAAGUUAGGAAGAAAGGGAGUUGAAACACCCCUCCUUUUAAAACCUAGUCCUGAACAGUGUGUAGUCCAAAACCUUCAUUAUAUGCACCCCAUGGGCUGUUAACUGUUCUGGCUUGAAAGGAUUGUGCUUUUCACUUUGAAAGUUCUUGAUUGCAUUUCUAUCCUGGAAAAAAAUAAAUGAUAAGACAAGGAAGACUUUUCUGUUUCCCCUUAAGAAUAACAAGUUUGUGUAUACAUGGACUAAACCCAGCUGUAGUGAGACUGAAGCCAACAAGUCACACUUGGUGUUAAGGAUGGAGAAAUAUAAGAAUUGGGCUUUUAUUUGUCUCACAAGAAAAAAACAAAACAAAACAAAAAACUGAACAGUUCUUGUUCAUUUCCAGUAAGAUCUUUUAAAAAAAAAAAAGUUUUCCAUCUUAAGGUAUUUAAAAGGCCGUGUCACUGUGCAUGACAUUCAAAGUUUACUGUGUCUUUGUCCAAGGCACUCCUUCCUUCUCCAUUCACACUUGUCUAUCACACUGAUUAAUUGCUCCUUGCUAUCUAAAGAAAGUAUUUUUACUGUACUGCUUUACAUAUGUACACUCAGGAAUACUUUCUGAUCCUUGUGAAUUAAAGGUAAAUUGAUCUACUAAAACUGAACAGUUGAUGAGGUGCAAUAGAACCGAAGAAGACUGCACUUUUUCUUUAGUCUUGUUUCAUGUCCCUCCUACCAUCUUGUUCUGAUUAUUUUUCUGUAGAUUUCUUUUAUCCUGUUGGCCAUAAAGUGAAGGUUAAUUGAUGUAUCAGAUUCAAUUCUGGUAAUCAUUACAAAAUUUAUUAUACUGGUUGAAUUAAAACCAAUUUGAGAAUAAGAAUAGCUUUCUAAAGUUCCUGUAAUCAGGGGCAGAUCCAAUUAGCCUUGUGGACAGGCACUUCAGACAACAAAGCUAUAAGACUAUAGUUGUAGUACAGUCAAUUAAAGGAUAUAGUAGGCUAAUGUAGGCCAAAUUGGGCCAAAAUACCCAUUUUAAUAUGUUAUUUUGUAUUGUCAAUAGAAAACUGUGUUUGCCAAGAUGUUACUGAAAUUUUGCUUUUUUUCCUACAGUCCUGUAUGGGGUGGUUAAUGCACUGAUGAGACUGGCACUCAACUGGAGAGAUGCAUUAAUUUGACAAUAAGUUCAAAUGUAUUCUUGCAGAGAUAAGUUAUUGCAUAAGAUUACUUUAUAUGAUGCUAACAAAAAAAAAAAAGAGGACAAUUUGCAUGCAGUAAAUAUUUAAGAUAUUGCACUUUUAUACAUUUAUUAUAAAGAGGAAUCACUCCCUAAAAAUAAAAUUCCAUUUAUCUCAAGAUGAAGUAUCUGGAGUCUCUUAACAACUGUCAGUUAACUGUGCACACAAGUGUGAUUAUGGUAUAGUAGAGGUUAAUCAAUUUGUUAUCCCAUGCUGUAGAAUAUUUGGUUUAUUCUGAAUUAUGAUUUUGGAAAGGCAGAAUAACACUUUGUACCAGUGUCUUGAUUGCUACUUUUCUCAGCAUGUCUUAGGAGAACCUUCAUGAUUACUAAUAGGACCUGAUUUAUUUUAGCUCAAGAAAUUGACUGCCAUGUAAAAUCCAUCAGUAAGGUUUCUCUUAAGGUACUUUAGAACUUCAUUGUUAUAUCUGACUUUGCCUCAGUUUAGCAACCUGCGUGGAAUUGAGAGGCAAAAGGCCAGAUACAAACAUAAUCAGAUUGGAUACUUUCCUUGCAUAAUAAUCUUUUAACACAUAAAUCUCUUGAAUUGAAUGACCUUUAUUUAGUCUUCUAUUGCACAGCAAGCAAAAUGACAGGUCUCUGCCACCACAAGUUCAUGAAAUGGCAGACGUUUAGCUGCUGCAGACUUAAUUUUGUGCAAUCUACUCAUACUACUUUAGUCUGUUGCUUUCAAUAAUUCUGUGCCCAAUGCAGUUCAGUAGAAGGAAAAUGAAUUUGCUUGUCUACCUGGAGGAGCUUGAGUAAAAAAUUUGACUUCACUGAGAAAGCUGCUUCUCAGAGGAGGCUUCUGUUAGAGCUGAUCAUCUGAAAUUUCCCAACAUUAUUAACUUGCUAGUUCAAAUUCUAUAAGUAGCAGACAUUGAAGCAUUAGUGUAAAGAAAGCAUGCAUUUCCAUCACCAACAGCAAUCUGCCUCGAGCAGACUGGCUUGGGCUGAUGUGGCAUUAUUUUAAAUGCUCAUAGUUACAUGGAAAUUCCCAUAUGGUAUACUGCUGCCACCAUGACCCACUGUGCCACCUGUGAACCCAGGGUCCCAAAGGGUGGAGAUUUUGACAGAAAGUCUUAGUGUCUGAUGUUUCUGUAUUCAAAGCAGGAGCAGUUAUCCUGUUCCUUCAGUGGAACAGAAUUUCUCUACCAUGGAGAUAACCUACUCACUUUCUGGUUUUUUCCUCUCCCUCUCUCUCAUUUUCAUUUAAAAAAAUAACUUCCAGAGGAAUCAGGAAGGCUAAUGACAUCCUACACUCACAUUCCAGACAGCAGUUUCAGCAGUCUUGUUUGAGCCCACAAGAGACUAAUAUGAAUAUGAUCACUGGCUAUUUAAUUAAAACAUCAAGCCUCUAACAUCUAUUGGGAUUGAAUAUGUAGAUACCCUUUGUCCUUUAGGAAGGUGCCUUUAUUGAUAUUGUAGAAGGUGGUUUCAAGUUUAGGAUUUGUGAAGUGACCAGAAAGGAAGUAAUCGAUGAUAGACGGCCAUUAACAAUGUUCUGAGAUCUACAGUGAGUACAAGCAGGACACUAGACUGUGAAGUAUCCACACACUGAAGUUAGCGAUACAGGAGGAGGGGAAUUUCUUUUUGUGGAAAAUUAAUUCAGUAGCUACUUAUGCUUAGGCCAAAAGUACACUGAGAAAAUAGCAACAUGGAAAUCAUAUUACCACAUAAUAAAAACUGUUCUGAAAAAAAAAAAAAAAAAAAAAAAAAAAAAAAAGUAAAAUCUGAGGCAUUUUGCAAAGACUUUGAGAAUGUCAUUAAAGAAAACACAAUUUCAGGAUCUAUCUGUACAACCAAUACGCUACCUAGCUAUAUAUGCAGGAUCGGUGACACUUAGGAAAUUAUAUAGAUAAAUAAAGACAAAAAAAUUAACACAGAGCCAAUGCCAGGCCACACAGUUUUACAUCUUUCAUCACAGACAGGUACAAACAUUUUUAAGUGUGUUUGUCUAUAUGUACAUAUACAUUUCUAUUGGCAUGGGAAGCAUAUUGGGCAUUGUGUCAUGUCUGAGAGUGCCGUAAUCUUACAGAUAAUGCCACCUACAUAACGAAUUUCCAGAAAGGUGUUGUAAAACUGCUGUAAUUUUAUAGAUUUUAAUGAAAACUAGAAGUUAUGUUUUGGUUGUUUUUUUUUUACUUUAAAUUUUAAAACUUUAUUUUAAAGGUGUUUUCUGCAAGAGCCUGAGUUUUUUGAUAUCUUACAUCUAAAUAAAGUGAUGAUUGUCCUGGUGGGUGAAGGUCAUUAGGUUUUCACAAGACUACAGUGAUGAUGAAAAAAUCCUGGAUGCUAAAAUAGUGUGUGGUCAAGAGACCAGAAUUAUGUUGUGAAUGUAUGAAAACAGAAAUAGACAGAACAUAUGUAUUUCCAAAAUGUUUUAGUAUAUUUUGUCAUUUAGACCUCAUCAUUCGGGAUUUUAAAAGCUUUAGAUGUCCUUCUCAAUGUCUUUGGUGUUAAUACUACAUGUAUUGAUUUUUAGGUUUUAAUUUUUUAGAAAUAUACUGAAUGAAUUUGUAACUAGUUGAUCAAUCAUUUUUUAGUAACAACCUAUAUUUAUUAGCAUUUGCUACAAAGUUACAUUUGUGUUCGAAGAACAAUGUUAAUAGUGGGAAUUUUUUAUCCACCAAAUAUUGUCCAUGUUCUAGCAUAGCAAGACACAGGGAAUACCAGCAAGCACUUAGCAGAUUCUAGAAGUGUUGUAAUUCCCAUGCAUGACUUGCACCUUUCCCGGACUUCAUGUUUAGUUAUAGGGUCAUAGCAUAUCUGAAUAUCAAAUUCAGAAAAACAAAAAAAUAUUCUCUAUCAAUGUUCUUGAUUGAGUUUCCAUCCUCCCUGGAUGAGUGUUCAAGCAAAUGACUUGCAUUUAUCAUUGAGAAUCGUGCUGAAAUUCUCUCACAUAAGUGCUUGACACUGACUUCAUAAGCCAGCUGUCACUAUUGCUUAACCUCACACCAUUUUUGACCUAUGGGAGCUAACAGAGAAUAUCACAGUUCUAAGAUUAGUGGUGGCCCUCUAAAGAGCAUCUGUUGACCAUGGACCUUUGCUUCCCUCCUUGCUGGAAUAGAAAUCUAAACAUCUAGUCUCAAGUCCAGGAUUGGAGGACUGAAAUUCAUUGUGAUUAUCCAAGUAGUUUGGAGAUCGAUACUUGCAUAUCUGCUACAAUUUCUCAGUGAGUAAAGCAGUAAGCAAAUAGCUUUACAGAAGUGUGGUUCAUUUUGUUUACAGAGAAAACACAUUGU